GCAUCAACUCUUCUCCAGCCUGUAACUUGACGGCAACUAGUCAACUGCUGUCUUCACUAGUCGCAUUCUCUAAUUAUUGAUUCUGAUCGAUCAAAUUUUAUGCAGAAGCAAAAUUCCUAAUGAAGCUGACGAGCUUACGGCCCGCUUAAAAGAGAUGGAAAAGACGGCCAACAACUCUCAUCAAAUUCGAACAGAACAGUUAAACUGUAAUUCAGAUGAUGACUCGGAAGCUCAACACGGUCCCGAAAUCACGCAGUUUCCCAUCUCUCCCAACUCUCUUCAAGAGUGGUUUUACUCCAACUCUAGGAGACUACAAUCAAUGCCUUCUGUUCAUCUCUCGAACCAAAAAGUUCAGCGCAGUAAUCCUAUUAGUCUCUCAAAUGCUGUCAAACAAGCUCAAAAUGAACUCGUUAACUCAGACAAUCCUCACAAGAGCGCUCCUCCGAGACCAACAAAUUGAACUAGCAGUUAUUUUUGCCAAGACCCAAAUUGUGAAAAGUUGCAAUAACUAUUACCGAACUCAAAUCUUGGAUUCUCUUGUUCAGGGCCUCUCUAUGACAGAACCUGAAAUGGCACUUUCUAUUCUGAGGGAUUGUUUGAAAAUUGGUGGUAUUACGCCUUCUUCUUGUACUAUUUAUUCGCUACUUUAUCGUUUUUGUUAUCUAGGAAUGAUGGAUGGAGUUACUCAGGUGUUAAAGAUGACGAGUGAUGAGACAAUGCAGCACUCUAUUGAUAAUUUUUUAUGCAACUAUGUGAUUUGUGCUUUUGUCACUGUUGGCAAGCCAGGACUUGCUCUAAAGUUCUAUGAUAAUGCUGUAAACUCGGGUUCUUUGAAACCUAAUGUUUUCACUUAUACUUCUCUAAUGAGUGCAUAUUAUAGACUAGGUAGGAUUAGCGAUGCCUGGAGUUUGGUCAAAAUUAUGGGGAUAGAUGGCUUAGAACCAGAUACCAUAUUUUACAGUAAUUGGAUGUAUGGGUACUCUAGGGAAGGAAAGGUUCAUGAUGCUUUAGAAAGAUACAGAGAAAUGGUUGAGGCAGGCAUGGAAUUGGACAUAGUAAGUUAUACAAUACUUAUAGAUGGAUUUUCAAAGGAAGGGUUUGUGGAGAAAGGAGUAGGAUUCUUGUACAAGAUGAGGAAGGACGGUUUAGAACCCAAUUUAGUCACUUAUACUGCAGUUAUGAAAGGAUUCUGCAAGAAGGGAAAAUUAAAUGAGGCAUUUUCAGUGCUUAAGGUGGUUGAGAAUCUAGGGUUUGAAUUGGAUGAAUUUCCCUAUGUAAUACUUAUUGAUGGGGUGUGUAGGGAUGGCGAUUUUCACCGUGCUUUUGAGCUUCUUGAUGAAAUGGAGAAGAAGGGUGUAAAGCCUGGUGUUGUCACAUAUAAUGCCAUCAUCAAUGGAUUGUGCAAAGCAGGGAGGACAACCGAGGCUGAUGAUUUUUCUAGAGGCAUAGUAGGAGAUGUUAUCACGUACACUACACUGUUACAUGGGUACAUUCAAGAAGGAAAUUUCAUGGGGAUAUUAGAAACUAGGAGAAGACUGCAGACAGCUGAUGUGUGUUUGGACGUUGCCAUAUGCAAUGUGUUGAUUAGAGGAUUGUUUAUGAUGGGUUUAUUAGAGGAUGUGCGUUCUGUAUAUAAUGGAAUGCAAGAUUCAGGUUUGGAGGCAAAUAUUAUUACUUACUCAACCAUGGUUGAUGGAUAUUCCAACGCUGACCAGAUGGAUCUGGCACUUGAGAUAUUUGAUCAAUUCCGGAAGAAAGAUACUUCUUCAGCAGCAUGUCACCAUUGCAUUAUUUAUUGGCUAUGUAAAAAGGGUUUUGUUGAUGUUGCAGUUGAGGUUUUGAUGGAACUGGUAGAAAGAAAUAUUGGCUUGAGUGCCACUGUUAACAUAAUGGUCAUUAAGACUAUAUUUCGAGACAAAGGUGCAGAAGGAGUACUGGAGUUAAUUCAAAGAUUGGAACAUGUCGUGCAUGAUAUAUAUGAUCUAAUAUGCAAUGAUGCAAUUAUGUUCCUAUGCAAGAGUGGGGCAUCAGAGGCGGCCUUCUACGGUUUAAUAAAAUUAAAGAGUAAAGGAUCAACUGUGAAAUGCAAGACUUACUACCUAAUUCUUAAAGCACUUCUUCAUGAUGGAAAGAUUUGUAUGAGUCGGCAAGUUUUGACAUUUUUUAUAAAAACGUAUGGGAUUUUUGACGUCAUGGUAAACAAGAUACUAGUUCAUGUCUUAUGCAUGGAUGAUGUAAACCGUGCCCUCAGCUUUUUUUCUAAGGGAUCAUUCCCUGUUGAGUUUCCUGUAGCAGUUUUAAAGACCCUGACAAAAAAUGGCCAAGCUUUUGAUGCCUAUAGGCUUAUAACUGAAGCAAGAAAUAGUCUGCCUUUCAUGGACGUGGUUGAUUACUCAAUGGUGAUUGAUGGCCUUUGCAAAGGAGGUCAAAUUAUAUUGGCACUAAAUCUUUGUGAUUUUGCUAUGAGCAAGGGAGUUACCCUGAGUGUUGUAACAUACAACUCAGUUAUACAUGCGCUGUGCCGUCAUGGUUGUCUCCUUGAAGCAUUUCGGUUAUUUGAUUCCUUGGAGAAGAUUGAUAUUUAUCCUUCAGUAAUCACAUAUGGCACACUCAUUGCUACACUAUCAAGAAUGGGCCUUGUACAAGAUUGCAUGAUGUUGCUUGAGAGGAUGUUGCUCAAGAACAUUCCUUUAAAUAUCCAUAUUUAUAACUCCAUAAUUAGUGGGUAUAUUAGACUAGGUGAAGUACAGAAAGCUAUGGAUCUUUUCUGUGAUGUGGAAGUAAAGGGUCUCAAACCAAAUGAAUUUACAGUAAGUGCAGUUAUUAAUGGAUGCUGCCAAAAAGGUGACAUGGAGGGAGCUCUUCAAUUGUUUGCUGAAUUUAAAGAGAAAAACAUAUCACCUGAUUUUGUAGGUUUUAUGUGCUUGAUUAGGGGGCUAUGUGCUAAGGGAAGGAUGGAAGAAUCUAGAUGCAUUUUAAGAGAAAUGCUUCAAAAUCAACAUGUAAUCAGUACACUUGACAGAGUUGAAGCUGAAACACAAGCCGAGUCUAUACAAAGUUUUGUUUCUUUGUUAUGUGAACAAGGUAGCAUCCAGGAGGCUGUUGAUAUUCUUAAUGAAGUCGGAUGCAUAUAUUUUCCUGUGGAAAAGGAGUUUACUUCAUUGAAUAUAUCAGAAAAGCUAAAGGAGCCAUCUGAUAUGAAAGCUUUUGAUAGUGUUGAAUUCAAAAAAAGUGCUUUAGAAAGCAAAACAUGCAAUGAAGGGCAAUUGGAAACAGAUUUGGGAAAUGCUGCUAGCCUAGAUACUGAUAUAUUCCAUUUGGUGAACUUUGAUACUUACUAUUCUUUGAUUGCUCUCCAUUGUUCUAAGGGGAAUUUCAGUCAAGCAAAUAUACUGGCAAGAAGUAUCAUGAGUUCUUUAUCAUGAGUAACAAGAUUGUUUGGCUACCUUGGUAUGGCCAAAAGUUUUGGUGCUUUGUCAUUUUUAUAAACCUCAGAAGAAUAUAAUGUGGCAGAAGCAGGUAUGUUCUGUGCUCUUUUCAAAAUUUUGUCAGUUUCCUUAUCAUUUGCUUUUAUAAGCUAUAAGUCUAUCACUGGUUUCGGAAUGAAUUUAAUAAUUGAUAAUAGGCUCUCGGCUCCCCUGUGCUCUUUCAAGUCUAUAGCUCUGGUAGUAAUUAAAUGGUUUCCCUUUAUUUUGCUGAUUUUCAUUCAUUUUCUCCGACUUUAUCAUAAAGCUCCCAUAUUUUGGGCUUUUUAUCGUGGGCAUGGUGAUGUACAAUCAGAUGCUGAAACUUUAGUAGAGGGUACUCCCCCCAUCACUUAAUAAGAGCACACAUUUACUUUGCAAGAAGAUUUAGGAAAAAUUGUGUGGUUGAGAUACAAUUACAGGAGAGAAGCAAUAUUAACCACAUAAUGAUUUUCUUAAAAGGAAAUCGGAUAUAAUUUUUUUGCAAGGAAAGAGGUGUAUUAUUGAUAGAAAAACUCAGGAUUACAAUCGUUUAUAAGAAACAUAUUAAUCUGAGACGGCGAAUCAAGCAGUAAGAAACCCCCUUCCGAACCUUUGUUAGCUAAUUGGGCUAGUUCAUGCGCUACUCGGUUGCUUUCCCUUUUAACUAAGCUGAAACGAACCUCCGAGAAAGACAAAGCUAUCUCCUUUAACUCCUGGAGUAAGACCCCAAAUCUGGAAGCACCUCUAGACGAGUUUGAAAGGUUUGAAAAAAUCGCUGCACAGUCUCCUUCAAUAAUUAUUGGCAUAUUAACCCAUGUUUUAGCAAUCCGCACACCUUCCGCACAGGCUAGGAUCUCAGCCUCCUUCGCUUCAACACACGGAAAUCGGAAAUCGGAUAUAAUUGUGAGCCACAUGAUAAAUGAAAGAGUUAUCAUCAUCUCCCAACCACAUCUGCCACCCUUGUUUGCCACAUGAUAAAUUCAACUACAUUAUGAACACAAUUGAAGUACACAAGUUACUAAAGGCUAUGUACAGAAGGUAAAUUAAAUUAAAAUUUAAAAACAUUGAGUUUCAAAACAAAGGAGUUAUGCAUUUAUUCUUUCCAACCCAAGCCUUCCAUUUCUCUUUCACCACUGUUUACUACCUUUUUCUUCGACUUAGAUUAGAAUCAAAUCACUCAACAAGAAUACUACCAUUAGGACGUCUCUGAUUCUCUCCACUUUCAUUUCCCUAGAAAAAUGAUGUAUGGUUUGGCUCAUAAGUUCUCUGCAUUCAGUUCAAGAUACUUCAAAAUGUUUACUGGUUACCGUAACCAUGCCAAUUGAUGACAUUGGAUUUAAAACAUUGUAUUUUAGUUCUGAUCUAGGUUUUAAUAAAUACUCUUGGGUUUUAACUAAUUGACUCUUCAAAUAUGGAAAGUCAUGGGUGGUUUGUUUUUGUGUAAUCCUUAUUUUUUGGGUAUAUCAUAACUACUUUUAGUUUUGAUCAGGUUCUCCGAUUUUCAAUCAUUAUGAGGUUAUCACAAAGAUGCACAUGAAAAUCCCCGGGUUCGCUUCACACACAGAUAACAUUGCAGAAAUGACUCUGGAAUUAGUUAAGCCAAUGCAUUCAAUUUUUGUCUCAUGAUUUGGAUAUGUAAGGCUUCUGCUCACAACUCACAAGCUUCUGGCGAAGAAACUUUCACAAUUUCUUCAUUCACUAGGGGAAUUUCAUUGGUUGGGGGGCAAUCUCAUACUUCACUAUCUAAAUGCACUCUUUAGCAUGGGCUUGUACUUCGUCGUGGUGUUCGCCGGAUCCUCAUGGCUUUUGCAGACUUUGAUUGGGACCCGUCACCUGAAAACAGCAGGUCCACUACAGCAUAUGUUGUAUGCUAUUCUAGUGUUAUCUCUUAAAGAUCACAAAACAACAUUGUGUUGAGUUCAUGAAGCAGAACAUCGUGUGAUGGAAAAUGCAGCAUCAAGAACUUACUUGAUUUAGAACCUCCUUUGUGACCUUAGUUUUGGUCAUCACUAUGUUCUGUGAUCAUCUUGGGCAAACCUAUGAAGCAUGCUGCUUUGAAUUGUUUUCUUUCUGUGAGAUAACGAGUCAUGGACCACUCACUUGCUGUUCAAUUCUUAAGCACCAAAGACUCAAUUGCUGCUGUUCAAACUUUAAACCAAGCAAUAAGGGAGUGCUUAGGUCUCCUUUCAUUCCAAGCUUGGUGUCUCCAACGAAUCCUACAUCUUGCCAGGAUGUGUUAGAUAUUAUUCAAUAAUUUGUCGAUAUGAUUCCUCAAUCAUCCUUACCAAUUUGUUGGUUGUUGUUGUUGUUGUAUUAAUGUAAAAGUCUAACCCUUUUUACUAGAUAGUUUGUUCAGCCUGUUGUACACUGUACACAUCAUCACAUGUAAAGCAGUAUAUAAUGAUUCCGUUUACAUGUAUCUGAAUGUAUGCAUUUUCAGCUAUUUACAAA
Cuscuta epithymum is the source of this 5897-nucleotide messenger RNA. The record is from the annotation of a GenBank genome assembly. Lineage: Eukaryota; Viridiplantae; Streptophyta; Magnoliopsida; Solanales; Convolvulaceae.